Messenger RNA from Rhinocladiella mackenziei CBS 650.93, 1539 nucleotides. RefSeq lists its product as uncharacterized. The transcript is spliced from 6 exons. Bases 1 to 1539 code for a protein of 512 amino acids. Lineage: Eukaryota; Fungi; Ascomycota; Eurotiomycetes; Chaetothyriales; Herpotrichiellaceae. The record is from RefSeq and is a predicted model, not a curated record.
AUGGAGUACAUCCCUGAGCUCGAAGAGGGGGAAAAGAUUAAGCUUGUUUGCCGUCCUAGGCGAUUUGGAAAGUCGCUCACUGUCGCGAUGCUGCGGUAUUUCCAUGGAUUUCAGUUCCGCGAAAGCUAUGACGGGCUUUUCAAGGAUCUCGACGUGGAUAAAGCUGUCAAAGCUGGUAUCACUCAACCUGGACGGUAUCUUAUUUUAGAAUUUGACUUCUCCAGCCCCUCCCGUCCUCAAAAACUUGAAGAAUAUGCAGAGUUCCUCGCUGAGGAAAUAAACCUGGGGCUGUCAAAUUUCAAGGAUGAUUACGCCGAAUAUCUAGGCGACCGGUUUGCGUUAGCAACCUCUACCUUUAACGAGAAAAACCCGGCCGGAAAUCUCAGACGCCUCAUUAGUGCUGUUAAUCAGACGCUUAAACGCAUUCAUUACAGACGCGAGAAGGAUCAUCCCCUCUGGGAUGUACAAGGAAUCUAUUUACUAGCAGAUGAAUACGAUGCUUGCGCCAACGAUUAUAUGGACCCACAUGAUCCAUUGUCAUGGUCCGAUGCUGAGCCAGUUCGUACUCUGAAGGCAUUUUGGACCAACGUUAAAGUGGGGGGGAAGGCGUUUUAUGGUAUCAAAAAAGCGUAUAUCACUGGAGUCACGCCUCUCCUUCUAACCGGCCUCACGAGUGGUGCCAACGACCAACAAAACAUCUCUUUCAAUACAGAGAUUUCAGCCCUUUGUGGAUUAACUCAAUCCGACGUGCUAGAAGCGCUAAGACUUAUCAACAAGAAUGAAGAGGUGCAAGAGCACUUUAGGACAUUAGAAGAUGGUUAUCACUUCUGCCAAGAACAGAGUGUGGAGCUGGUGUUUAACACCCACACCGCUCUUUCAUAUCUUCAGGUUUCUGAACCCUUUUUACGGGCCUGUGCAAGGGCACCUGUUGUUGUGAAUGAUAUGCAAUGUGCACUUCAAAGGGACGAACAUGGUUCUUACCAAAAGAUUCCAUAUGAGGAAGUGCUCGAUGGCUUUACACUGCACCAACUAAGUACCCAGGUGACCGGAGAAGACGAAAUACCUGCAUGGCGAUCCUUAAUGGUCUACAUGGAUGGCUUGGCUUUUGAUUCGGAUAAUCCAUCCCAGUUCUUGAAGAUACCGAACCGUGUCGCUGCUAGGAGAUUUGGAUCUGCGAUCCUUGAGCGGCUUGGCUUAUACAGUACCAUUGGUGAUGCUCUACGUACUCUUGCCCAAACCGGGAACCCAAUGAGAGCUCUUGCUGGGUAUUGUCGGCUGAUGCGACAACAUGAUAAAAUCGGAGAUGCAUUUUUGAAGAAAGAGGAACACCACCGAGGCAUUUUCCAGAUCAUGAUUCUAGAAAAUCCUUCUAUUGACGCUGUGGGUGAAUACCAAGUAACCACUAACGCGGGUUUUGUCGACCUACUCAUUACAAACAACCAAAAACUCUACACUCUCAUCGAGUUCAAAAACAUCCAAACCCCCUACCUGGAACUUGGUGGAGAACAAUAUCCUUGGACUCAAAUUCAAGGACGAUAA